AUGCUUCACUCUUCACUUCGCUCCAUCGUGGCCGGAGUCCUCGCAGCCACUUCCUCAGUCUACGCGCUCCCACAAUCAAACUCAGGCUCAGGAUCGGGCUCUGGCUCUUCAACAGCAUGCAACAACUCUCCCGACCUCUGCGACCGCGGCUACAACAACAUGACACACAUGGGUGCCCACGGAAGCUCCUUUCUUCGAGAUGGCAACAACGGACUCGCGGCCGCAGGCAACCAAAACUUCAACGCCACAGACGCCCUCGACGCUGGCAUUCGUCUGCUUCAAGCUCAAGUGCACAAGGAAAACAACACCCUCCGCUUGUGUCACACAUCGUGUGAUCUUCUCGAUGCUGGCCCGCUGGAGGACUGGUUAAGCAUCAUCAACGACUGGAUGAAGGCCAACACCAACGAGGUCGUCACUCUUCUACUUGUCAACUCUGAUGAUGCCAAACCCACUGAGUUUGGCAAGGCUAUCAACGGUUCCGGUAUUGCUGAACUGGCCUAUGCACCAUCUGGGCAGAACGCCACCAGCGAGUGGCCUACCCUCAAGUCUAUGAUUGAUAAGAGCACACGCCUGGUCACAUUUGUCACCAACAUUGAUGCCACAACUGAAUAUCCCUACCUGAUGCCCGAGUUCGACUACGUCUUCGAGACAGCCUUCGAGGUUCCCACCAUGACCGGGUUUAACUGCACCGUGACUCGUCCUUCCAAGAUCGACGAUGGCGUCUCAGGUUUGUCCGAGAACUUCAUGAGUCUUGUCAACCACUUCAAGUACCAGACCCUCUCAGAGGGUAGCAGCUUGUUCCUCCCUGACACGGAGAACAUCGACACCGUCAACAGCAACGGCACUACUGAGGAUGGCUCGCUGGGCAAGCAUCUUCAGCAGUGCCAGAAGGAGUGGGGUGCCGCCCCCAACUUUGUCCUGGUCGAUUUCUUCGACAAGGGUGAGGUUCUCGCUGCUGCCGAUAAGAUGAACGGAGUCUCUGGCGCCACUGGACGUGAGGAGUUCACAGAUGAGUCCAUGGGCAGCGUCACCGAUAGACAAGUUGGCAUGGUAGCCCUGACAGCCUUUGUCGCUGCCGCCGUGCUGUUGGUGUAA
Fusarium sp. VM40 is the source of this 1095-nucleotide messenger RNA. The record is from the annotation of a GenBank genome assembly. NCBI's taxonomy places the organism in Eukaryota, Fungi, Ascomycota, Sordariomycetes, Hypocreales, Nectriaceae.